CUCCUGUCUCUCUCGUCUGUCUCUCUCUUCUCUGUCCCCCUACUCUCUCUCUCUCCUCUCUAUCCCCCUACUCUCUCGCUCUCCUCUCUAUCCCCCUGCUCUCUCUCUGUCCCCCUACUCAGUCUCUCUCUCUCCUCUAUGUCCCCCUACUCUCUCUCGCCUCUGUCCCCCUACUCUCUCUCGCCUCUCCUCUCUGUCUCCCUCCUCCUCCUUUCAUUUGUCCCUCGCCUCCCUCCCCUGGUGUAAGCGCAUGGCAGGGCAGCAGAAUUGGUAAUGAAGAAAGCGCCCAAUUUAGCCUCCUCAGCCGCGCGCUCCUCUGAGAUGUGCUUCCUGCCUGCCUCUGCCUGGGUGCAGCGAGGCGGGGUGCUGUGAGUGGCUGAGCUAGAGCUGACAUCACAGGGGCCAGCUGUUGAUUUGGUGCUGUCUCUGAGGCUGGGGCGAGUCACUGACUCCGUCAGGCGCCUACUGAGGGGCUCUGGCAGGUAGACACACACACACAAACCCACAACGAUAGGAGGCUGUGUGAGACUACUGCUGCUGCAGGGAGCGAGUCGCUCCGAGCAGCUACGUCCUCCUCAACCAAUGCUGCCUUGGGUACUACGGACUCCUCCAACAGCUUGCAAUGAACAUAAGGAGGGCUGCUAUGUGGCAGGUCUGUGAUGGCCAUGAGCAGCUUGGAGGGCAGUGCCACCGAGGCCGUUCAGAUCUGGACACCAGAGACUCCGAGCUGGUGCUAAGGACAUGGGACUCUCCCUCAGAGUUAGCGACAGGCUCAGCAGCACGAGACGUUACAGUGACAAACCAGCGGUGGCGCAGGACUGCUGCCCCCAGAGCCUUCUCACCCUCUGUAGGACGUCACCACCACAGGCCCAGGAGCACCCAGACCCCAGUAACAGCAGUGUUGUAUAGAGACUCUCUGUAAGCUGUGCGUCUGAUGAGGAUGUCUGAUCCUGUUACUGUAAAGGACAUCAGUAGGACUGAGACCAUGAAGGUUUGUGAGGCUGGAGGUGAGCUGGAGGCAGCAGACUGGACCGGAACCACAACACUAGGAGCAGACAGCAGACGGAAUGGUGUAAAGGACAAACCCAAACAGGCUGGGAGCCUGGUGCUGGAACACAAUGCCACCGGUCACCAAGACGGAAGCUGCUGUGACAACAAGAGGGAAACGUCACAGCAGCAGUCUCCUGUAUCAGCUGGCCAGCCAGUGAGGGGCUCUAAGUCCAAGGCCAAGGUAAAGUUAGUACGGAGCCUGGCUGUCUGUGAAGAGUCCUCUCCUCCCUUUCUAACAGCACACCAGCUGACACCAGAUCCUCAGAUAUCCCAGUCCUUUGAUAAGGAGGAGCUGUCUGCCAAGGAGGAGAAAGAGAAGGUGGAGAAACCAGAGAAGAUGCCCAGGAAAAUGCUCUCAAGAGAUUCCAGCCAGGACUACACAGACUCUACUGGAAUAGACCUGCAUGAGUUCCUGGUCAACACUCUUAAGAACAACCCCAGAGACAGAAUGAUGCUGUUGAAGUUGGAGCAGGACAUUCUGGAUUUUAUCAGUAAUAAUGAAAGCCAGAAGAGGAAGUUCCCUCCCAUGACGUCGUACCAUAGAAUGCUGCUACACCGAGUGGCUGCCUACUUUGGCAUGGAUCACAAUGUUGACCCCACCGGGAAGUCUGUCAUCAUCAACAAAACUAGCAAUACAAGAAUACCAGAUCAAAAAUUCUCAGAACACAUAAAAGACGACAAAACAGACGAUUUCCAAAAACGCUACAUUCUCAAAAGAGACAACGCCAGCUUCGACCGGGAAGACGGCAUGAUACGAAUGCGCCUGAAAGACGACAGGAGAAGCAAAUCUAUCGAGGAGAGAGAGGAGGACUAUCAGAGAGCCAGGGACAGGAUAUUUGCACCAGAUGGAGAUCAUUUCCAUCUAGAUGGAAGGAGCCCUGAUGAAGAGGCUUGUAUCAGCACACAACAGAGACGGCAACUCUUCAGACUAGGGGACGGGCGAUCAGCCAGCAGUAGACAGAGCAGCUCUGAGAAUGACCCCAAGAACUGUGAUGCCCGGCCGUGGAGCAGCACUGAUUCAGACAGCUCCAACCGUAACCUGAGGCCCACCAUGACCAAGGCCAGCAGCUUCAGCAGCAUCUCUGUCCUCAUCAGAGGAGACAGCUCAGCCAGCAGCAAGAGCACCGGACGCCUCUCCAAAACAGGUUCUGAGUCUUCUAAUAGUGUAGGGUCUUCUACGAGUUCCAUCUCUCGCCCCCAAGUCCUCCACCUGCCUCUCCCUGUCCCAGCUGCUCUAACCCAGGCAGCCGGCCCUGUUGGGGGCCCCAGCACGGUGCAACCUACACCUUCCUCCUCUGCGUCCUCCUCUGCCACGGCCCCCAGCAGUAGUAGAACUUCUGUACACUGUGAUCGGGGCAGCAGGAAUGGCCCGGCGCCUGCAUCCGGCCCAGCGCCAACCCAGGCCACUGCUAAUGCUACUAGUUACUAUUUCCUUCCCCCGGAAGCCACAGGGAUACCGCCUGGCAGUAUACUGGUCAACCCACACACAGGCCAACCCUUUGUAAACCCUGACGGCAGUGCUGUGAUCUACAACCCCUCGAUGACCUCACAGCAAGGUGGGAGGAGCCAGCAGCCCUUGGCCCCUCCCCUACCGCCUCCUGCCCCGCACCAGCCAGCCAAUCACGUCCUCUCCCAGCCGGUUCGGCAUCUCCAGCCCUCUGCUCCACAGCCGAUCCAGUACUCAACCAUCUCUUACCCUCCUCCUCAGUUCCUGCCACUCUCCUCUAACCAACAAUACACUUUGGUACCUAUCAAUCCUCUCUCCCCUAACCAACAAUACACUUUGGUACCUAUCAAUCCUCUCUCUCCUCACCUCUAUCUCCCACCUAUGUUUCUGUCCAGUUGCCUCUUCAGCACCUUGUCAUUUAAUUAGGUGGUAUUUUAUAAGAUAUGGACAUUACGUUACGUGUGUUAAUUCCAGAAGUUUAUAUUUUUAUACAGAAUCUUUGAUGUAAUGUAUGAUGGAAAGACAUCUUUAUCUGGGAUGACUUUGUGAUUGAAGAAGUGUUCAGCAGGAUCCUGGAUCAUGUUCAUUAGGCAGAAGACAUUUGAAACCAGCAGUUUGCCCAAUGGGAACCCAGAAUCUUGUUUUCUGUUGCAAAAUGUCUUGCAUCUGAGUGCUUGUUGAACAUGACCCUGUUUGCCCUAUGACCCAGUUAGGUAGAACAUGACCUUGUUAGCCCUAUGACCCGGUUAGGUUGAACAUGACCCGGUUAGGUUGAACAUGACCCGGUUAGGUUGAACAUGACCCGGUUAGGUUGAACAUGACCCGGUUAGGUUGAACAUGGCCCAGUUAGGUGGAAGAUGACCCUGUUAGGUGGAACAUGACCCUGUUUGCCCUAUGACCCGGUUAGGUGGAACAUGACCCUGUUUGCC
Molecule: messenger RNA, 3426 nt
Organism: Salvelinus fontinalis (brook trout)
Lineage: Eukaryota; Metazoa; Chordata; Actinopteri; Salmoniformes; Salmonidae
Product: R3H domain-containing protein 1-like
Exons: 16
Coding region: 935-2923 (662 amino acids)
Molecular function (GO): nucleic acid binding
Source: RefSeq, a predicted model, not a curated record